CAGGAAGAGCCUGGCACGUCUCCUCCAGAGCCGCGGACCCGACCGGGAUCUGCCCGCACCCCGCAGAGCCAUGGAGCGGCUCCCACAGCUGGUGCUGUGUGUUACCACAGUGGCUGUUGUCUCCUGUUCUGGAUCACAAGAAGAAAACUCUUCUUCACCAAAUCCACCUCAGAAGCUCUCCCUGAUAAAAAAUAGGAUGGUUUCAUUGCAUCAGCCUGCUAAACCAGAAAUCUCUUGUAUCAUCGGCUCAAGCUGUUCAUGGGUGACGUCUACAGACAGUUUUGGAAAACCAGACUGGGUGUUAUCGUCCAUCGGUGUCCUGGUGUCUCAGGAGAGGCAGCAGCUGCUUCUGGAAAACAGUUCCUCCUGUGGAGAUAUUGAAGGGGACAUUUUCCUUCUGAACACCAGUAGGCUCCCAGAUAGAUGUGAGUUCAGCCUGCACAGCCCCAUCCUGCUCGGGAGUUUGGACUCCUGCUUGCUGGAACUGGCCGUAUGUUCACAGGAUGCUGUUCCUCUCCUUCAGAGGUUCACAGUUGACAUCAGAUAUGUGGAGACAAACAAAAAUACAGCGAUUUCUCUGAGAGUUGGCCAUGAGGAGAAUGCUGGGAUGAAGUGGAGAUACCUGGUGGCCCAGAUUGGACGAAUAGAGAGACCUUUUAAAAUCACGCUGCUGUAUUCAAACUGUGGAGCACAGGAGGCUGGAGUACUGGCAGUGGGCUCCUUGCAACUCAGGAACUGCUUUCAUGAUAAAGAAAAUCAAGAUCUUUUUAUAUAUGACAAAGGCUCCACCUUCCCCUGCCUUCAUGGAGGCUGUGUCAGCCACCUACAGGUCUGUGAAUUCAUCAGUGAUUGCCCUGCCAAAGAACAGAAAGGAGAGAGGUGUGACAGCCUCCCAGAGGGCUCACACUGCUCUUUUGAAGAGGGUCCAUGUGGCUGGACACUGAAUGAAACUGCAGGAUCUCCUUGGUCUAUUCAGGGCUUUUCUGAAAUGAUUCAAGGACAUUUCCUCUACCUGCGAGCAGACAGCAAUCAGACGAGCGGUAUGGCUAAGGCUUACAGUACCAGCCUGCCUGCCAGUAUUGCCGCUGAAGGCUACCAGAUCCAGUUCUCAGUGCAUGUAUUUGGCAGCUACAAUGGUACUGUCUCCUUCUCUGUCAAGGAAGAGAUAAAGGGAGCUCCAGUCAUUUUGCCAAUGUGGGAAAGGGCAGGGAGCUGGAGUGACCACUGGUUUCUCAUCACCUUACCAAUGCCAGUGCUUCAGAACCGGUUUGAACUGCAACUCCUGGCAACCUGGGGCUGGAAUUCCCAAGCUGACAUUGCUAUCGACAAUAUUACAUUUGGACUGGACUGCUUCACUGAUGGAAGACAACCAAAUAAUAUUGGUGGGAAACGCCAGUACCCACGUGAGAUUAGUACCAAUGAGCGUCUUCUGAAACCCCUGGAAGAGCCCUCCCUCUCAGGAGACACAACUGUUGUAUUCUGGUGGUUCUCAACAUGUGGUGCCAGUGGCCCUCAUGGGCCAACUCAAGCUCAGUGCGACAGUGCCUAUAAGAACAGCAGUGUGACAGUGACUGUGGAGAAGGAGGGCAGGCUCCGGGGAGUACAAGUCUGGAGAGUGCCAGCCACAAACCGAUACAGGAUUUCUGCCUACGGAGCAGCUGGAGGCAAGGGAGCCAAAAACCACAAUAAGAGGUCCCACGGAGUUUUCAUCUCAGCCACCUUCCACCUGGAGAAAGAUGAACUGCUGUACAUCUUAGUGGGACAGCAGGGGGAGGAUGCCUGCCCUGGGAGCAAUCCUGAAACCCAGAAGAUCUGCCUAGGGGAGUCAUCUCUCAUUGAAGAAGAUUACAGAAAGAAAAAGGAUCUGAGGGAAUGGGCUGGGGGAGGUGGAGGUGGAGGAGGAGCAACCUACAUCUUUAGACAGAAGGAUGGGAUUUUCGAACCUUUGCUCAUCGCAGCAGGAGGAGGAGGAAAAGCCUACCUGAAGGCUCAAGACAGCUCCCUGGAUGAUGUACCCCUGGAGCAAUUUGAGAACAGCACUGCAGUACCUGGAGUCAGUGGAAGGACUGGGGCAUCAGGUGGAGGUGGUGGCUGGCAAGAUGAGAGUCUUCUUCCUCAGACUGGGAAGUCCCUUCUGGAAGGUGGAGAGGGAGGUCAAGCUUGUCCCCAGGCACUAGACAAGCUCCAGUGGGCCACCUCUGGUGGUUUUGGUGGGGGAGGAGGAGCCUGUACUUCUGGAGGAGGAGGUGGAGGGUACAGAGGAGGGCAUGCCUCUGAUAAUGAUGAUAUUACAGCUGGUGGGCAGGAUGGCAUCUCUUUUGUGAACCCUAUUGGAGAGAUCUUCUUGCACCCUUUGGCAGCCAUGGAGAGUCACGGUGAGGUGGAGAUUCAGAUCUAUCUAAAUUGCAGCCACUGCCACUCAGACAACUGUAAGCGGGACCCUGACACCAACCUUCCAGUCUGCCAGUGUGAGAUGGGGGCUGUGCUGGCCAAUGACAAUGUCACCUGCACUGUGCCUCAGGGUCCUAUCCCAGAGGGAUACCUGUCUCUCCCCCUCCUCCUAGCUGUGGUGUCUGUGAUUGUGGUGCUUGGAAUGAUCCUCACUUGCGGCAGCCUAUCUAUCAUUUAUCACCUUAAGAAGCAGCAGCUGGAAGGAGCCAGGGCACGACUGCAGAGCCCAGAAUAUAAACUGAGCAAAAUCCGUACAUCUGCCAUCAUGACUGAUUACAACCCCAACUACUGCUUCGCAGGGAAGGCUGCUGCUCUAAGCGAGCUGAAGGAGAUCCCACGGAAGAACAUCUCUCUGCUUCGGGCACUAGGACAUGGUGCAUUUGGUGAGGUUUAUGAGGGAACUGUGGUAGGCAUUGCAGGGGAUCCCAACCCUCUUCAGGUUGCUAUCAAGACCCUACCAGAAGUCUGCUCUGAGCAGGAUGAGAUGGAUUUCCUGAUGGAAGCAUUGAUUAUCAGUAAGUUCAAUCAUCAGAACAUCGUGCAAUGCAUUGGUGUCAGCCUACAGACACUGCCUCGCUUCAUUCUGCUUGAGCUCAUGGCUGGAGGAGAUAUGAAGAGCUUUCUUCGGCAGAAUCGACCCAGGAUGAAUCGGCCAUCCACGCUAACAAUGCAGGACCUGCUGAACAUAGCUAGGGAUAUUGCCUGCGGCUGUAAAUACCUAGAAGAGAAUCAUUUCAUCCACAGAGAUAUAGCUGCAAGGAAUUGCCUUUUGACCUGUACUGGGGCAGGACGAAUAGCCAAAAUUGGUGACUUCGGGAUGGCCAGGGAUAUUUACAGAGCAAGUUACUAUCGCAAGGGAGGAAGAGCUAUGCUUCCUGUAAAGUGGAUGCCACCAGAAGCUUUUCUAGAGGGUAUUUUCACCUCCAAGACUGAUACCUGGUCCUUUGGUGUGCUGCUUUGGGAGAUUUUCUCUCUAGGCUACAUGCCCUACCCUUGCAAAACCAAUCAGGAAGUGCUGGAAUUUGUCACCAGUGGAGGAAGAAUGGAUCCACCCAAAAACUGUCCAGGACCAGUGUACCGGAUCAUGACGCAGUGCUGGCAGCACAGCCCAGAGUAUCGGCCAAACUUCUCUACCAUUCUGGAAAGAAUCAAAUAUUGCACACAGGACCCUGAUGUGAUCAACACUGAGCUGCCCAUGGAGUGUAGCCCCACACCAGAGGAUGAAGGGAGUAUGGUCAUCCACCCAAACAUUUCCAGUGGGAUAGUGCCACUGCUGGUAAGCCCUUCUCUCACACCUCAGACAACACCUAAAACAAUGGAAUCUCACCAUGCUGGGCACAGACUUGUACAAUGCCCACAAGAGCUACUGGUGGAGAACCUGAGCAACCGGACUGCCCGAGGACCCAGCCUGCCAUGUCUCAGUGAUUUCAACAGCGGGUCGUGGUUCCAGCAGACCUCAAACCAGAAGCUGGACCUCAGCAAUCCAGCAACCCACAGACUUAAAAACAAAACGAAAAAUCUUUGGAACCCAACCUAUGGAUCAUGGGUGCUAGAGAAUAUCUGUCACUUCAGCCCCAGCUCCAAGCUCAAAGCAAAUCCGGAGCGGGAAGAUUCAGGCUUUGAUGGGAAUUGCAGUUCUCCUAGCUCUCGGGCAUCUCCAGCAUCUCCAAGUCGAAGCAACUGCCCUCACCUGGAUAUCAGUGGGAUAGAACUGGUGAAACUCCAGACUUUCCCCUGUGGCAAAGCAAAUUAUGCUUACGAUGACCUGUGCUACAGUGCUGAGCACCAGCCAUUAGCUUUAGCUGAGGUCAGAGCAGCUGUGCUAAGAAGCUCCAGUCUGCACAGAGAUGAAAACUCUUUUUACAAAACAGAAAAAACAUCUAGAGAGAGGGACUCUGGUCUGUCUUUGUCAGAUGACCUGAGUGUUACUCCAGUAUAGUAGAAAUGUUUUUUCCCAAGAUCAGGGAAUGUGUGUGUCUGGAAGGACUGCUUCCUAUUUCACUUACUUCCUCCAUUUUAACUCCUUCAGACGGGUGAAGUUUCAACCUCAGCAAUGUUCUGCCUCCUCCAUCUACCUGCUGGACCCCAAGAUUGUUAAAGGCAAUUGCAUUUCUAUCUCUGUCCUUCAAAUGUGUUCCCGCUUAGAGGUGGAGAACAAUGGCAUUACUUCUCCGAAUACCUAAGGAAUGGACUCCUCAAUAUGCUCAGGUGAAAAGAAAUGGAUCUACCAUCCAGCUGCAGCAUUUGGAUGGAAAUAAUGACCAACACAGGUUGUGUUUCUUUCUGACUGAAGAAUCCAAAAACGUGUGCUGUGCCAGCAGCAACCAAAUUGCAAAGGCUGUUACAUUCCUGAGACCUUUUUACAGUCCUGAUGAAUUACUAAUUCUCAUGUAGUAUAUGGGAAGUAAAAAAAUAUAGCAACCACAUUUUCAUCUGUUUUAUUAGUAGACCUUGUGAAAGCUAUUGCUCAAAUUGGAAGCAGUAGGAAACAGUAGGAAGGAUGGAAAAAAAAAAUAAUCAGACUCCUCUGAGCAUGUACUUUGAAAACAAGCAAUGAAGAGGAAAACAAAUUUACCAUUAAUAAAGCAGUAGUUGGUGGAGCUGAUAGCAUCCCUUUGAAUAGUGGAGGAAAUGUGCUGCUUACCUCACAGUGUAGCUCUCCUCACAGCUCCUGCCAUUGAAGGGGCAGGUGGUUUUUCAAGAAAGGGAGAGCUGCAUGGCGUGAUAAGAAAUGGACUGUCUUUAUCUUCUAAUGGACUUUAUUUGAGAUUAACUUAAUUUUUAUAAGAACUUUGAUAUUCAGGAUUAAUUCCCUGUGCUAUGUUGGUAAGCAUUAAGAUGAGGUUCUUAGGUGACUGUCUAGCAUUUGGUGUACUGGAGUCCUUGGUUUUAAUACCUAUGUCUCUGAGGUAGAAAGAAAGUCAUGCAAAGGAAGGACAGAGUAAAGGGAAACUUAAUGCAAACACUACUUGGGGUACUCUUUAUACUGGAAGGCAGAGUAGCUCGACCAUUUGAGAAAGCUAAAACCAUGACUUGGCUUCACACAGCUGAGCAGGUCGUAAUUUUUCCUUGCCUUGCAAGCACAGCACACAGACUUGCCGGUAAAGAUAGUUGUUUGUUUUGAAGACAGCUCAUUUCUAAGGCUUUCUUUGGUUGCUUAGGAUCUAAACUGAUGUUUACUGGUUAAAGCCUCCAAAAUAAGGAGACAGAAAAGGCAGUUUGGAUUAAGUCUGAACAGUCUUUGAAGCAUUCUGUCUUUGUACCACUCCUGAAUAUCACACUGCCAACCUACAGUGGCAAAUUCCAUUACCUUUGUGUGUAAUCAAGUUGGGAGGUGAGAUGUCAAUUGUAGACUACUCUGGUUUCUUUCUGGGGCAAGAGGGUCUCUGGUGCAUGCUUUAAGCUUAGUGCUCAUCUGCAUGUACAGUCUGAAGAUACGGGCUAAUAGGAGAAGGUUUACUUUGACCACACAGACUUCCUGUCCUUUACAUCAUUUAGGGAUGGACACUACUGAGCUGUGGUAAAGAAAAGCACAGAGUGAAGAGUGUGAAUCAGUCCUCAGUGAAAUGCAUCCUCGGCACAGGUUUAUGCUUCAUUAUCUUACUUUGUAUCUGUUCCACACUUCCUAUAGUUUUAGGACUUUGACUUUAGAAUUAAUAGUUUUAUAUAAUGUCAUUUCAGUGCAUAUAAAUAUCUUAAGAGCAGGUGUCAAGAGGACUGGACCAAAGUCAUUCCAGUGGUACCCAGCAAAAGGACAAAGGGCACCAGGCACAAACUGAAACAGAGAACAUUCCAUCUGAAUAUGAGAAAAAACCUUGCUUACUUUGAGGGUGACAGAAAACUGGAACAAGUUGCCCAGAGAAGCUGCAGAGUCUCCUUCUCCAGAGACACUCAAAAGCAAUUUGGAUGUGAUCCUGUGCAACCUGCUCAAGGUGAAGCUACUUUAGCAGGGGGGAGUUGGACUAGAUGAUCUCUGGAGGACCAACCCUUCUGUGACUUCCAGACACAAAUGACCACCUUUCAGCAAUGGCCUGUAUGUUAUGGAAAUAAUUCCAAAUCCAUGUUGUAAAAUGACAGAUGGUCAAAAGACAGGGUUGUCUCUGUGUGAGACAAAUUCCAGUAGUAGUGUGAGCACUGUGAGGGGCUUAGUAACCAAGGGAGAUGGUUGACCUUGCCUCCUGACCUUCCUUCUCUUUCACCUUUGCUUUAGCUCUCUGGUUUCUCUCACAUUUAGCUUGUCACCUGUCCUAUCUUACAUCCAGGAGUUGCUACAGCCCAGUUAGAUGAGGCAGAAGAGCCCAUUUAGCAAGAAAUAUUAUCAUUCUUUCCUCUUGCAGAGCCCAACAUUUGUGGUCAUGUUUCAGAAUGGUCAUCUCUGGAAUAUUCUAGUCAAAAAUCAAUAGUUGCUCUUAGUUAAUCGGAAUUUCAUCAGUUUAUCCUUACCUUUCAGAUUAUAUUAGUCUCACGGUUCAUGCAUUAGUACUUUUUUCCCCCAAAGGUGACCUAUCAAACUCUCCAACAGUUAUGACGUGGUGUCAGCAGGUCAGCUGCCUUCUCCCUGAAUAUGUGAUAAGACCACAGCAGAGCGCAGUGAGCCUGGCUCAACUGCAGUGGACAUGAUGCCACCUCACUUUUCAACCCAUGGGUAUAGCAGGCUCUGUCCUGAGCAGAGCACUGGUGGUCAUGACCAUGUUUUUGCAGGCCCAUAAUGACUUUGUUUUCUCCUUACCCAUCAGCAUGGGUUGGAAACUGGUGGCAAGAGAGGACACUUGUUCAGAAGCCAUGAGAAGUUAACUAUACCACUUUCUCUUCCCACAGACUUUUUACAUUAAAAAUACAGAGAACUGUCUUGUGCCUGCUGCUUCAUAAAAUGACUAUACAACACCCUAAGAUUGCAGUGAGAAGCAGGUAGAAUACUUGCUCUCCAUACGGUUACCCACCUUGAACUACCACUGUCUUCCCCAUACACAGCACUUGCCUCAAUGUAAUUCACAAAUUUAGAAAGGCUGAUAGGGAUAAAUCUACGUAAGCCAUUGAAAAGUGAAGUGAGAGAAGAGCACAGUUCUAUUACCAGUGCCACAGGCAGUCCUGACUGCAGCUGUGCUUCACUUUAUAAACAGAAUGCAAGUCCAGCACUUUGGAAAAAUACCUGUUUUUACUGCAUAGCUGCAUCAAGGUAGUACAGGAAGCACAUAGACAAAGCUGCACUGAGGCACAAUAGAACUCUAUCCUGACUAGGAUCUUAUGUCUAAGAGUGCUCAGGAGUGGGGUGUUGAAGAGCAACAGUAAGAGCUGAGUGAGGAUGUAUUGAUUAUUUCCUAGACAUCCUCUGAUGGUUUGCAACAGCAUGUAGCUCAGAGCUGUCCUAAGGCAGAUGCAGUCUCUUCUAACAAGACAGAAUGUGGAGCUGCAGAUACCAAAUGGGCACUAAAAGAAAGAGCUGGGAAUUUUAAAAGCAUCUGCACUAACAACCUAAAUUUUGUACAAGCUUUUCACUCUCUCAAAUGGAACAAUCUUCUGUCAGCAUAGUUGCCAUGAAUCUUUGACCUGUAACAGGUUUUUUUUUAGCUGCUUUUUAAAAACCCUCACAGAUAAGGAAUUUUUAAUUAGUAUCUUGGAGGAAAUAAUGCUGAAAUUGCCCCUGUUGUGAUGCUGAAUGCUACAUGCUGUCCAAACCAUAUUAUCUCAAAAGAAAAAUAACAAUGCCACACACCAUAACCUUCAGUCCUUAAAUUCUGAAACUUACUUCAUACAAUCAGAGAUUUCAUAGUGCUCAAUUGCAACCAUUUCAAAAUAUAACUUGCUUGAAACCAUUUUUAAGGAGACACUUAUAGUGAUAAUCAAUGAGAGAACCCCAUAGUGUCAAAAUUAAAUUACUUUGGCAACUGAAAGCUGAAACACAAUUUUGAUUCCUAGAGGAAUGACAUGAGCUGGAAACGUGGGAUUAAUUCAGUCCUGUUAUGCAUGUGAAGUCUUCCAACACUUCCCACUGCAGAAUCAGCCAUUAUAGGAUUAUUAUAAAUUGCUCUUCCUGAGAGGUGUCUUUUAACAUGUUAGCAAAUUGGUUUUGUAUUUGAGUGUAUAGAGUUGUUUUUUCUUCUGGGUUCAGCAUUAGUACUUUAUGUUGCUUCAUACAACCUCAUACUUACAUUUUAAAGAAGGGACUUAAAAUAAUGCAAAUGUUAUUUUGUCUUUCUCUGCUUUCUUCUCACAUUUGUUGAUAUUCCUGCUUCUGAUUUGUUAUUUUUAAUCUCAAUUUAAGCGCUUUGCAUCUUCAUUUUUCCCUUGAAAGAAAAAGAAUUUUUAAUUGCACACAUUUAAGGUGUUCCCCUCAUAUCAACUCUUUUCCUGAGCUAAUUUCUCAACAGAUUUGCCAAUGGGCAUGUGUGCACUAAGAAAGCUUUCCAGGACUAAUAAAAUAGUUAAGAGCUUUUGCAAGUGUAACUUAUUCCACCUCCAGUACACUCCCCCUACUUACCCAAAAGAGAAGAAAACACUGCUGCUGCAAAUAUGGUUUUCAGCAAUGUACUUGCGCCUCCACAGCUGGGUCAGCCAGGGAUCAGACUUUCUUAGACUCUUGAGCAGCAGAGCUCUGUGAGGCAUAGCUGUGCUCUCUCCUCCUGGCUGUCCACCCUUCUCAGUCUGAUGAAGAGACCUUAGUGAUAUCAUGUCUAAUAUCUCUCCAUCACAUUAUCUGAAUUUGUUUUGAUUUGUCAUUACCUCUGAUCAUGGCAGCACUUCUUGCCAACUUACCUUUCUGGGUGACUACUGUACAUAAGCAGAUGACAAGCCUGCUUCUAUGCAAUAUAAAGUUGGACAAGUGUAUCCUUCUAUAUUUGCGACACAAAAUAAAGAGACACUAAUGGUGGUAUUUGCUUCCCUCUCUGUUACAGAACACUUUGCACGCAGGUAAGAAUACAUUCUUUCGUGCUGAGAAGCAUUGCCGGUCCUGGCAUGUUGACUGUUCCUUCCUGUGGCCAUACAAAACUGCCCAGUGGAACAGCUAACUGCUCUGAGUCUGACAAGUGCCUCUUCAUGCACAUUUUUUUGUAUGCUAUAGGCUAUUCACUGAGAUUCACCUCAAAGGAAGCCAACAAGCU
Molecule: messenger RNA, 9551 nt
Organism: Myiozetetes cayanensis
Lineage: Eukaryota; Metazoa; Chordata; Aves; Passeriformes; Tyrannidae
Gene: LTK
Product: leukocyte receptor tyrosine kinase
Exons: 29
Coding region: 71-4390 (1439 amino acids)
Biological process (GO): protein phosphorylation; multicellular organism development; positive regulation of kinase activity
Cellular component (GO): membrane; signaling receptor complex
Molecular function (GO): ATP binding; transmembrane receptor protein tyrosine kinase activity
Source: RefSeq, a predicted model, not a curated record